UACGCGCUGGUCGUGGCCAGCGUGGCGAUCUCAGCUGCGCGAGAGUACCCCGGCGAGCCCGUCACUCACUGCAUGAAAGUGGGUUUCCUGAUGGAUGUCGUUUCGUAUCUCCACUACCUGCCCAUUCCUCACCAGAACCACAUCAAAGUCGUCUGCUACUUCAUACGUGUGCACCGGCCUUUAAGGUUCAUCUGGAUGACGGACAGAGACAAGAUGAACAGCAGCCUCCUUGUGACCACGCUCAAGUACAUCUACUACACGUUUCUCCUGCGGACCCUGUGUGCGUACUUUUGGAUGUACCUCGUCGGCAUCAAAUUUAGGUUUGACCGUCCCCAUAUAAACGCCCAGCGUCGAAUGAUGCAGCUUGUCAGCUCUGCGCUCACGCAGAUUGACAACCAAGACGAGCAGCCGGUGCAGUUCGAAAUGUUGUAUGCCAUGUACAUCGUUAACAAAAUCUUCAUACCUAUUGGCCCUCCAGACUUGGUCCUAAACGAUGCCGACCGCAUAGUGUUCCUGAUGGUGAUGGUGACAGGCACCCUGAUGGUGACGGGGGCGGCGGUGGCCGCGCUCUCCUCCGUCAUCAGCGUCCACAUGCGCCCCGAGGAGAACUUCCGCACGCGGUACAAGAUCAUCAUGAGGGAUCUGGUACGGUUCAACCUCUUGUUCCUGAUGGUGAUGGUGACAGGCACCCUGAUGGUGACGGGGGCGGCGGUGGCCGCGCUCUCCUCCGUCAUCAGCGUCCACAUGCGCCCCGAGGAGAACUUCCGCACGCGGUACAAGAUCAUCAUGAGGGAUCUUGUACAGUUCAACCUCUUGUUCCUGAUGGUGAUGGUGACAGGCACCCUGAUGGUGACGGGGGCGGCGGUGGCCACGCUCUCCUCCGUUAUCAGCGUCCACAUGCGCCCCGAGGAGAGCUUCCGCACGCGGUACAAGAUCAUCAUGAGGGAUCUGGUACGGUUCAACCUCUUGUUCCUGAUGGUGAUGGUGACAGGCACCCUGAUGGUGACGGGGGCGGCGGUGGCCGCGCUCUCCUCCGUCAUCAGCGUCCACAUGCGCCCCGAGGAGAGCUUCCCCACGCGGUACAAGAUCAUCAUGAGGGAUCUGGUACGGCACCCUGAUGGUGACGGGGCGGCGGUGGUCGCGCUCUCCUCCGUCAUCAGCGUCCACAUGCGCCCUGAAGAGAGCUUCCGCACGCGGUACAAGAUCAUCAUAAGGGAUCUGGUACGGUUCAACCUCUUGUUCCUGAUGGUGAUGGUGACAGGCACCCCGAUGGUGACGGGGGCGGCGGUGGCCGCGCUCUCCUCCGUCAUCAGGGUCCACAUGCGCCCCGAGGAGAACUUCCGCACGCGGUACAAGAUCUUCAUGAGGGAUCUGGUACGGGUCAACCUCUUGUUCCUGAUGGUGAUAGUGACAGGCACCCUGAUGGUGACGGGGGCGGCGGUGGCCGCGCUCUCCUCCGUCAUCAGCGUCCACAUGCGCCCCGAGGAGAGCUUCCGCACGCGGUACAAGAUCAUCAUGAGGGAUCUGGUACGGUUCAACCUCUUGUUCCUGAUGGUGAUGGUGACAGGCACCCUGAUGGUGACGGGGGCGGCGGUGGCCGCGCUCUCCCCUGUCAUCAGCGUCCACAUGCGCCCCGAGGAGAGCUUCCGCACGCGGUACAAGAUCAUCAUGAGGGAUCUGGUACGGCACCCUGAUGGUGACGGGGGCGGCGGUGGCCGCGCUCUUCUCCGUCAUCAGCGUCCACAUGCGCCCCGAGGAGAGCUUCCGCAGCGGUACAAGAUCAUUAUGAGGGAUCUGGUACGGCUCAACCUCUUGUUCCUGAUGGUGAUGGUGACUGGCACCCUGAUGGUGACGGGGGCGGCGGUGGCCGCGCUCUCCUCCGUCAUCAGCGUCCACAUGCGCCCCGAGGAGAGCUUCCGCACGCGGUACAAGAUAAUCAUGAGGGAUCUGGUACGGUUCAACCUCUUGUUCCUGAUGGUGAUGGUGACAGGCACCCUGAUGGUGACGGGGGCGGCGGUGGCCACGCUCUCCUCCGUUAUCAGCGUCCACAUGCGCCCCGAGGAGAGCUUCCGCACGCGGUACAAGAUCAUCAUGAGGGAUCUGGUACGGUUCAACCUCUUGUUCCUGAUGGUGAUGGUGACAGGCACCCUGAUGGUGACGGGGGCGGCGGUGGCCGCGCUCUCCUCCGUCAUCAGCGUCCACAUGCGCCCCGAGGAGAGCUUCCCCACGCGGUACAAGAUCAUCAUGAGGGAUCUGGUACGGUUCAGCCUCUUGUUCCUGAUGGUGAUGGUGACAGGCACCCUGAUGGUGACGGGGGCGGCGGUGGCCGCGCUCUCCCCUGUCAUCAGCGUCCACAUGCGCCCCGAGGAGAGCUUCCGCACGCGGUACAAGAUCAUCAUGAGGGAUCUGACGAGCUCCGGGAUCCCCGAAAGCCUCCGCAACAAGGUGGAGACAUUCUACAAGAUGUACUGGCACAAGCAGCGAGCGGUCUCAGACUCUCAACUGCUGCCAAGCUUCCCGCCUGUCCUGCCCAGCAGCGUGUACACCGAUAUCUACUUCGAGGCCACACAGAAGAGCGGCCUUCUCCGCGACCUGUCCUACGAGUUCCUCUCCGAAUUAGCCAGACACAUGGAGACCAUCUUCUACAUUCCUGGGGACUGCAUCAUCAAGCGGAACUCCCUAAAAAACUCCAUCAUAUACAUCACCUUGGGAGACAUUGAGGUUAGUGCUAUAAUGCUGACAGCUGAAGACGACGUGUCUCCCAUGCUGCGGUUUACACGCGGCACGAUCCUCACGCCUUGGGGGGGCUGCGCAGCGGGCGGGGGGCGGGCACACGUUCAGAUGCGCGCGGGCACGUUCUGCGCGGCGCGUGUGCUGCGCGCGCGCGGGCUGUGGCGCGCCGCGCUGCGGCUGCGCGGCAGCGGGCAGGCGAGACUCAUGCUCAACGAAUUACGAGGGGUGACGCGGGUCACGCAGUUGUUUUUCUCGCUCCACAGCCGCCGCAAUAUCUCUGCAUACAAAAGCAGCAUCCUCGAGUUCAAAAAUAGCCUAAUAGCGCUGAAGGAGGCGCGCGAUGAGGACGGCGAGCUGCUGCUGGCGCGGCCCGACUAUCUGCUGGAGAUCGCUGGCUGCUAUCUCAUGAGAAACCGCGCAGACGCGACAUUGACGGACGAUUCGGAUCCGAUCUGCCUCCGACAGACCUUCCCCUGCAUCCUGCAGCCGACGUCCUCGCUGCUCACCGCUUGGAACUGGUUUAUGGCUUGUCUCAUCUUGACCGUGUGCUUCAUAUACCCGUACCACAUCAUCUUCAAGUUGUCCGUUUCCUCGGAGUUCCGUUUCUUCGACAUGAUGGUGACCGCGAUCUACGUACUGGACAUCAUCACCUAUCUCUCGACGGGAACCAACGUUGAGGAAGGCGUCCCUAUAACGUUCAUGGAGACGGCCUCGAAGCAAGUGCGGUCCCCGUGGUUCCUAGUAGACGUGGUGGCUACAGCACCCAUCUUCUCUUUCAUGUGGGAAGGAGAGUUAUGGGGCAUCAACAAGAUCCUCAGGUUUCCAAAGGUAAUCCGCAUGAUCCAGACCCUGGAGGAGGAGUGCGUGGACCACACCAACGUCAUCCGUUUCUUCGUGUGCGCGCUGCUGCUGUUCUUCGCAUGUUACUGCCUUGCGUCAGUGCAGCAAUGCGUCCUCUGCGACGGAUACGGCUUCUGCCAAGUCAACAACUUCACCCACGAGCCGUUCUAUACGGAAGCUCCUCUGGACGAUGAGUACAAGAACAUAUUAAACCGCCUGUUCUUUAGCCUCUAUUGGGCCAUGUCGAUACUUACCUUCACCUGUCAUAUAGAGAUGGUGCAAGGAAACUCUGCGUUGAAUAUGUACACUACGAUUCUGCUGGAGAUAUGCAUCGUAAUGAGUAUCAGUAUCGAGGCCGUCUACUCCGCUACCAUCAUGGUCACCACCGCUUUCAGAGAGAGCUUCGACUCGUGCAUCGCAGACGCGCGCAACUUCCUCAUCCGCCACCAGGUGCCGCUGCAGCUGCGGCAGCGUUUCCUCGAGCAUUUGCAGCUCUGCUGGGACACCAGGAAGGCGUACUCGAUGACAUCGAAGCAGAGCUCUGUGUUCUACGACCUGCCUCCCCACGUGUACCAAGACAUCCUGGCCCGCCAGCGGAGCAAAUUCAUGCUGUGCAUACCGUUCAUGAAGCUACUAAACAACGAAGACUUAAAAAAUGUGUCAUCCAACGCGCGCAUAUUCUACUGCGCACCGAACGAGAUCCUGCUGAAUACUGGAGACAUCAGCACAGAGAUGUUCAUCAUCAAGAAGGGCUUCUGCGAGGUUUUAAACCCCGAUACGAAAGAAGUGGUUGGCACGUUGAUCACAAAAAGUCAUUUCGGAGUACUCGAAUGUAUAUUUCGUUUCCCAGCUUUCUAUACCGUACGGACGACGACGCACGUGCUAGUAUUCGCCAUCUCUAGAAAGUAUCUGUUGCAGGCGCUAGAGGUGCCUCAGAUAAAAGACGCCAUCAACUUUGCUAAAGAACAAGAAGAAUACAACCGGCUGCUGAUUCCUCGCGAGCCGUUCUCCGCGUACCAGCCGCCGCCCCCCGUGCCGAAUAGGGAACGCUUCAAACUGCGCAGGAAACACGAGAAGGACUCCGCCUUCCUCCAGCCGUUCAGAAAGUUUGGCUUCUUUUCUAUUUUAAGAAACGUGUUCCCUCGUUUCACGUUCCGGCCGGACAGCACCCUGCUCACUCGCUACGAGGUUUGUCGCUCGUUCUGCGCAGUCGCAGGCACGUUCGUCUUCCCGUGCUACACGUAUAUGGUACUGCAGUUCCCCGCGUUGUACUACGUGGCGAUUAUACUCGACCUGUCGGCCUAUGGCGACGUAAUCUUCCGCCUGUUCGUCGGGUUCUUUGACGAGAAAGGCAUCCUGGUGUACCAUCCCGCGAACACCGCCGCUCAUUAUCUGCGGGGCGCUUUCAUGUUGGACCUGCUCGGCUGCCUACCUCUGGAAGAUCUGGAAGUGUCCAUGAAGUAUUCUUACGGCGACCUGUACCAAGUGACUGCCAUGAAGCAGGUCCUGAUGCUGAACAGGUUGCUGCAGCUGUACCGGCUGCCCGGGACCCUGGACAUGCUCACCAGCUUCGUGGAGCGCCGUGACAUUAUAAUAGUAUUCAAAACUAUCCCCAUCUUCCUAACGAUCCUGAAUGUUCUGACGGUUUGCCUGAUCUUCUCAUCGGUAAGGAUAUAUCACUCGGAGGACGACACCCGGUGGGCCUUCGUGCCGUUCAACGACCCCGGGGGCUCCUGGAUACACCUCUAUAAUAACGCUUACCGCUUCAACGUGACGGAGAGUCCUUUCAACCUGCACGUGGGCUGCUACUUCUGGAUCGUGUCCGAGGCCACAACGACAGGAUAUAACACCAUUGCGCCCUCGAACCUUCAUAUAAUGAGCGUGCUGUUCUGGAGUAUGGUGCUCGGUUCUCUAACAACGAUCUACAUGUCAGUGCGCAUCAUCAGUCUCCGUGCGAACGUGGAUAUGACGCUGGCCACCUACCAGGAGCACAUGAGGGACUUGCUUGAAUUCAUGCGCCGGGAGAGUCUUGAUAAGCAGCUGCAGAAAGAAAUCAUGGACCACUACGAAUUCAACUGGAUAAAAACCGAUAGUAUAGACGCGCGCAAUGUACUCAAGCUGUGCGAUCAGAUCACUCUACGGAGCGACGCCAUUAUGCACCUGUACGGAGCUGCAUUCGCUAAGUGCCCGAUCCUCUCCGACUGCGACGUAUCGCUCCUCCGAGUCCUGGGCCGGGCAGUCCGCAGCAUCCACUUCCUAGAGGGCACCACCAUCUUCCAGGAGGACGACGUGACCCACCACCUGUACUUCGUCUACAGCGGCCAGCUGCAGCUCAGGACCACAGACUCGGCAGAAAGAGUUUGCAAGGUCACUAAACUUGAUGUUGGAAGUCUUCAAGUUAUUCGGAUGUUAACGUACUUGCACGCCGGCAGCAUGGCGGGCAACCUGUCGGACGCGGUGUCGUGGCGCGUGCGCUCUCGUCUGGUGGCAGCCACGGACGUGCAGCUGCUCCGGAUGCGCUCCAAGGCGUUCCAUGACAUCGUCCGGGACUGCUUCCCGGUGGUGCUGCGGCUUAUGGCGACGCAUCGACAAGAUAAUGAGUUAUGUAUCAAAGCUAACGCUGCUAGUGGAUUUCGGCGGUCGUCAAAGCCCCAGGACACAACAUUCAUCAAGCAUCUCGCCAUUAAAUCAAUGAUCCAGAGCGGCAUAGUCCAGGUAUUUCUCAUGAUAACCUCCAUGCUCUGCGUAUACAUGAACCUGUACAACGCCGGGUUUCAGAACAACACUGUACCGGUAUUGGCGCCAUUGUACACUCUGGACGCAUGCUUUCUGGUCAAGAUUGUGCUGUACUUUACGAUGCCACGACUAGUGAAACUGCCGACUGAGGAUCAUGAGAAUGCCAAAAUGACGUACUUCAAGAGCAUGGAAUUCAAAAUAGACGUGGCUUCAUUCUUGCCCAUCGAGUUGUUCUGCUUGUUGAAGAGCGAUCCCUGGCUCUUACUGUCCUGUCUGCGUCUCAACAGGGUGCUGAGGCUUUCAACAGUCUCCAAAUACCUGAAACGCUAUCAGAAGCGAGCCACAGAGAACCUAUUGUUCAGCACCUUGACUCUCAUCAUGUGGUUUACAAUUUUAAUCCACUGUUUGACUUGUCUAUGGUUCUUCAUUGGGCUUAGCGUAGACCGCGCUGAACCGGGGCAGUCUUGGCAAUAUAGCGAUUCCGGGGAUCCGCUUUGCGACAACAAAUACAUUUGCAGCGUGUACUUCGUGCUGACAAGCUUCGCUCACAGCGGUGUUGCUGACAUUAUGCCCAAGAAAGAGAUAGAGGUUGUGUACGUGUCAGCUCUCCUGAUCAUCUCUCAGCUGAUGUACGUGGUGUACGUGGGCGAGUUCGCCAACAUCGUGCAUUACGCGUCUUUCCGCGCCUUCACCUACUACGCCAAGUUUCUGGAGCUUCAGGACUACCUAAAGAACAACCGGGUAUCACCCGCACUGAUCGCUCUGGUGAACAAGUACGCCGUGCUGUUGUGGCGAGAGGCGCGAGGGGAACAAUUGCCCAAGUUUCUAGCCAACGCACCUGUGUGCCUCAAGUUAAAAGUCAUGUGUCAAGCCUAUAAAGAUGUUGGAGAUCAGCACCCCGUGUUCAAGAGCUGCGAGCCCGCUCUGCUCCGCCACAUGGUCGGCUAUCUCAGACAAUACUAUUACGACGGAAACAUGUACGUGGUGAAGCAGGGCGAGAUCACCAACUCGAUGUACCUCGUACACUCCGGCGAGGUCCAGGAGAUCAGCGAGAACUAUGAUGAUUACGAGGACGAAGGCGUCAAACGAAGGAUCUUUACCAAGGGAGAGUACUUUGGCAUUGAACAAGGACUAAUUCGUGACAAGCCAUAUGACUAUUCUUACCGAACUACGAGCAAGUCCCAAGUUCUGACACUACUCUUAGACGACUGGGAGUAUCUUUUACAGCACUUCCCUGACAGCAAGAAGCGGAUAGAUGACUAUCGGAGUAGUCAUCAUAGUAAGGACGAUGGACCCCCACCUCCGCCUCCGCAAGCCAGUGCUGGUACCCUAGGUACUCCGGGCGGCUCAGAAACGGCCCUAGAGGACAGGGGUCCCGAUGAUGGACCUUCAGGGGGUCCAGAUGUACCUCCAGGUACACCGCCGGAUAUGAAACCGGGCGAACCAGACGAUCCAACCAGCAAGACAGCCCCUCUGAUUGAAUUAAAACGCACCAUUUACAAGUAUCCUGAGUCUAAAGAGCCCGAGCCUGAACUGGCUGUGACUGAUGGUCUAGAAGGAACAUCGAAAGGUAAAUCUAAAACGGUGAAACUAAAAGACGAAACGAAAGCGUCUUCAUUUUCACGAGACCCAUCUGAAGGUAUUGGCGAGAGAAGGAAAUCAGCCCUUAAAAUUUCUGUCAAACCUUCGAGAACUGAAACGUCUGUUAAGUUUCACGAGGAACCGCUUCCCGCUAGCAGCUCAACGCAACUCUUUGAACGUAUUCGAAACGCAGCAAGAGCCGUAGACGACAGGCUAGCGAGUCGAAGCAUACGAAGCAAUGACGACACGCCAUCGACAGAAUUAAUCAAAGAGUCAAAAGCCGUUGCAACAUAUCACAGCGUCGAGGAAUACUUAGCUUACAAGUACAAGAUGCGUGACUCGUAUCAAUACCGCCCUAAAAUAGAAGAUGAAGACCAAAUUGACUCUGACGUCAGAAUGAGCCCCAGUCGUCGGAUGCGGGUGAAAUACCCAAAUCAAACACAAAGCUCGAUUCACGAUGGUUCUGACAGGGAGCACUUCGUGCAUUCACAGCUAGCAGAGUCUAUGUAUCGUGUCCAUUCGGUAGAAAGUCGAAGUGCACCCGUUUUAGAUCUUGAGAGGCCUUUGGGUGAUUACACUCCGUCUAACCUUUCGGUCAUUGGACUUCCUACAGCGGCUGCCCCUGAUGUAGACAUAGAGCCAAGAAAAAGUUCGUCUACUGUAGCACGAGAGGACUCUCAAGUACCAAUGACUUCCAAACAAGCCAUGCAGCAAUCUGACGCAGUUGAACCCAAGAACGCGGACACUGAUCCAUCUGACGAUCGAGGAAGCAGAGAACCCAAGAAACAACAGAUAGAUGCUCAUUUAACUAGGACACCUUCAACCACAAACCUUCUUGCAUUACCCGCUCCUUCUGACAGCUUAUUAAUGCAACAGCCAUCAACAAUUCCUGAAGAAUUCCUUAACAUAGCAAAACCAGAGACAUCUCGUGAUAAUGAUGCGGCUCGAACGGCCUCUGCGGAGGGUUCUGUCACUGUACCGAAACUGCUUGCGUUGCCACCCGCGCCUUCGUCUGAAUUGCCUACGCCUGCGAUGGAUACACUGACUGCGAUAGAUGCACUGCCUGAAAUUGUACAACCUGCAGAAAUUGUUACUGAACGUGAACUAUCUAUUACAUCAAUGCGCAUUUUACAAGCAGAAACACCAACGCCUAUAGUGGCGCCGCCAAAAGAUCAAGCAACUGACCUUGCUGCGUUGACAGAAGCUGAAAUGCUACUUGACUCUACAGCACCAAAACUGCUUGCGUUGCCACCCGAGCCUUCGUCUGAAUUGCCUACGCCUGCGAUAGAUACACUGACUGCGAUAGAUGCACUGCCUGAAAUUGUACAACCUGCAGAAAUUGUUACUGAACGUAAACCAUCUAUUACAUCAAUGCGCAUUUUAGAAGCAGAAACUUCAACGCCUAUAGUGGCGCCCCCACAAGAUCAAGCAACUGACCUGGCUGCGUUAACAGAAGCUGAAAUGCUACUCGACUCUGCAGCACCUAAACUGCUUGCGUUGCCACCCGCGCCUUCGUCUGAAUUGCCUACACCUGCGAUAGAUACACUGACUGCGAUAGAUGCACUGCCUGAAAUUGUACAACCUGCAGAAAUUGUUACUGACCGUGAACCAUCUAUUACAUCAAUGCGCCUUUUACAAGCAGAAACGCCAACGCCUAUAGUGGCGCCGCCAAAAGAUCAAGCAACUGACCUCGCUACGUUGACGGAGGCUGAAAUGCUACUCGACUCUGCAGCACCUACCACCAAAAACACGGAAUCCGACGAGGGUUUAAAUAUACCUAAAGAGAAACAAGCAGAUGGAAGUGUUGAGUCAGAAUCAGAGAGACAAAAGACUGAUGCUCACAAGUCAGAGGAUCAGAACAAUUCGGGUGAAGAAAAGACUGAUCAGGACAAAGCUACAGAUCAUAAUUAUAAGGAACGCAAGGAUAAAAAAGAUUAA
This is a messenger RNA of Cydia splendana, 9828 nucleotides long. RefSeq lists its product as uncharacterized. Gene Ontology annotation, biological process: potassium ion transmembrane transport; regulation of membrane potential. NCBI's taxonomy places the organism in Eukaryota, Metazoa, Arthropoda, Insecta, Lepidoptera, Tortricidae. Gene Ontology annotation, molecular function: voltage-gated potassium channel activity. Bases 73 to 9828 code for a protein of 3251 amino acids. The record is from RefSeq and is a predicted model, not a curated record. The transcript has 45 exons. Gene Ontology annotation, cellular component: plasma membrane.